AUGAAUUAUGUGAAUAUUGAAUUAUUAAAACUUUUUGGUACAUUUUUCGGUAGAUUAAUCCUAUCGUUGGUCCGUGCCGAUUACGCUGUGGGUGGAAUAAAUCCUCCUCACACACAGCCAAGAGCCACCGAAGUUCUUGUUUUGCUGGAAGGCCAGCUUCUUGUGGGUUUCAUUGACACCGCCAACAAGUUUUUCAGCAAAACGUUGGAGAAGGGAGAUGUGUUUGUGUUUCCGAAGGCACUUGUGCAUUUCCAGCAGAAUGUGGGGCAUGAAAAUGCGGUGGCCAUAGCUGCAUUGAGCAGCCAGCUUCCGGGAGCUCAGACAAUCGCCAACUCUCUGUUUGCAGCGGAUCCUCCUCUCCCAGAUUCCGUAUUGGCCAAGGCCUUCCGCAUCACCCAAGAGCUUGCCGAUUACAUUCAGAAGAAAUUCGCCUAG
Messenger RNA from Cryptomeria japonica (Japanese cedar), 435 nucleotides. RefSeq names its product germin-like protein 1-1. The transcript has a single exon. The record is from RefSeq and is a predicted model, not a curated record. Gene Ontology annotation, molecular function: manganese ion binding. NCBI's taxonomy places the organism in Eukaryota, Viridiplantae, Streptophyta, Pinopsida, Cupressales, Cupressaceae. Gene Ontology annotation, cellular component: cell wall. Bases 1 to 435 code for a protein of 144 amino acids.